Molecule: messenger RNA, 951 nt
Organism: Vitis vinifera (wine grape)
Lineage: Eukaryota; Viridiplantae; Streptophyta; Magnoliopsida; Vitales; Vitaceae
Exons: 6
Coding region: 123-791 (222 amino acids)
Source: RefSeq, a predicted model, not a curated record
ACGUUUUUGCUUGUGAGUUGUGUGACACACUGACAAGACAGAUCAAAGAGAUAUUGUAGCGGCGAAGGGAAAACUGAAGAAAAACCAUUAGUUAAAUUGAAAGCUGUGAAACUGGUUCAGAAAUGGCUUGCAGAACCAUGCUCCGUUCUGUUUUCUUAACGGAACCGUGGCGACCCGUUCACUCCAAUCGAGUUUCCGUUUUCCCUCCGUUAUGCACCCGUGGAUCCUCGUCGAGCCGGAGAUUGAAUUGCGAGUGUCGGAUCGCUAGGGCUCGAAGAACUCUGGUGAGUUGCUCCAAUGGCGAGACUCCAUCUUCUCAGGACGAUCAAGGUCCUCCUCAAGAGGCUGUUCUCAAGGCCAUUUCAGAAGUGUCGAAGACAGAAGGGAGAGUUGGACAAACAACGAAUGUGGUUAUUGGAGGUACAGUAACUGAUGAUUCUACCAACGAGUGGCUAGCUUUGGAUCAGAAGGUAAACUCAUACCCAACAGUUAGAGGGUUUACUGCAAUUGGAACUGGAGGUGACGAUUUUGUGCAAGCUAUGGUUGUUGCUGUUGAAUCUGUACUUCAACAUCCAAUACCUGAGGGCCAUGUAAAGCAGAAACUAUCAUCAAGAGGCAAAUAUGUAUCAGUAAAUAUUGGACCGGUUCGAGUCAUUUCCAGUGAGCAGCUGGAUCGUUCCCCCAAUCCACCACCAAUAUUUAAAGAAAAACAAAGGCAAAAAAAGAGAGAAAGUAGGAUCUGCUCUCUUCUGAUAGAUAAUUUAUGGUUCAAGCUGUAUACAACGCCAUGAGGAGAGAUGAUCGGAUGAAAUACUUUUUGUAGUGUGAUUUUCACUUUUAUUUUGUAUAGAAUGCUAAUUAUCUGGGGCAUUAUAGGUGCCCUUGCUCCUCCCCAAUUUCCUUCACUCUUUUUUGCACCCAGUUUAGUCUAAUUUAAUAUUCUUUGAUCAA